GAGCCUGGUGAGGGCAAAGGGGGAGAACUGGGUGAAGGGGAGGAGCCUAUGAUUGAUGACAUCACCUCCACAGCAGAGAAGAGGAGAGAAGUGUGGUGCAUGGCUCACCAAACAGAUGACAGAAACCUUCUUUCAACCCAAGACGGAUACAGCACAUCUGAGGUUUUGAUCGUAACCUCCAACGGGUCUCCUCCGGACUGUGUCCACACCAACGGGCUGCUGGGGCUGGACCUGCACUCCACACCGCAGUACAAACCAAGCCAACCAGGGCCAGAUCUGGGGAGUGUGUAUGAGGUGGUGGUUGUGCAGGGUGAAGGUUUGAAAGAGGAGAUGGAUGCAGGGGCGAUGGCGUGGGCGACUGCGCCAGGGGAAGGAAUGGCGCGAGCUAAUGCGGUGGUCACGGCCUUCAGGUUCAUCAUGAAGCAAAGCUACAUCUGUGCUCUCAUUGCAAUGAUGGCGUGGAGUAUCACUUAUGUCAGCUGGCUGACCUUUGUGUUUCUCAUCUGGUCCUGCACGCUGUGGAUGGUGCGCGACCGCCGUCGGUACACCAUGACCACCUCCCCCUUCAUGGUGUUCUAUGGGAACCUGUUGAUCAUCCUACAGUACAUCUGGAGCUUUGAGCUCCUCCAACCCGUGCCCGGGCUUUUCUUAAAGAAAGAGGUGCCCUUCCGGGAACUGGGCUCCAAGGUGCUGUGCCUGCUGAGUUUCUGGCUGCUGCUGAGACAGGCGUUGACAGAGAGGAAGGAGAGCCAGAGAGAAGAGGAGGUGCUGUCGGACAUCAGGGUCAUCCAUACCCACAAGAAUGAGGACAAGGAGGUGAUGGGUGAGAGCGGUGGACACAGAGAGAUGAUGCAGGUGCUAGGCAACACGCUCAUGGCCAUGUUGAACAAGUACUGGAUCUACAUCUGCGGCGGCAUGUUCUUCUUCGUCAGCUUCGAGGGACGCAUCGUCAUGUACAAGAUCAUCUACAUGAUGCUGCUCCUCUUCUGCGUGGCCUGCUACCAGGUGCACUAUGAGUGGUGGAGAAGCAUGCUGAAGUACUUCUGGAUGUCUGUGGUGUUCUACACCAUGCUGGUCCUCAUCCUGGUCUACACCUUCCAGUUUGACUCCUCCAUCCACGUCUGGUUCAACAUGACCGGCAUGAGCAAGGACAAACUGGAGGACCUGGGUCUGGAGAAGUUCUCUGUCCCGGCUCUGUUCACGAGGAUCUUCAUCCCCACCUCCUUCCUGUUGGUCUGCAUCCUCCACCUGCACUACUUCCACCAGCGCUUCCUCCUGCUCACUGACAUCAAGACGGUGGCCGACAAACAGAAAAGCACGAUUACCAGGCUGGUGCACCUAGAUGGCAGUCUGGCAGAUAUCUCUCUCAUCAAACCCACCCUCACUGUGACCACCAAAGACGAGGAGGCUGGGGAGAAGGUGCAGCUGGAAGAGGAAGAUGGGAAGGAGGAGGAGGAGGAGAAGAAGAGAAGUUAUGAGGAGGAGGAAGAGGAGGAGGAGAAGAGGUAUGAAGAACCCCUGGAGCACUGCAGCAAGGCGGAGUUCCUGUUCGACGAGAUGUCAG
Messenger RNA from Oncorhynchus masou masou (cherry salmon), 1564 nucleotides. Its product is annotated as piezo-type mechanosensitive ion channel component 2-like. The record is from RefSeq and is a predicted model, not a curated record. Gene Ontology annotation, molecular function: mechanosensitive monoatomic ion channel activity. Gene Ontology annotation, cellular component: membrane. The annotation marks the transcript as partial. NCBI's taxonomy places the organism in Eukaryota, Metazoa, Chordata, Actinopteri, Salmoniformes, Salmonidae. The transcript is spliced from 9 exons.